AUGGUCAAUUGUAGAAUGCUACAAGUUCUUGAUGUGAGUUAUAAACAGAUCAAUGAUUCAUUUGCCUUUUGGUUGGGAACUCUUCCUGAGUUGGACAUUAUUGCUUUAUGCUAUAAUGAAUUUGACGGAGCUAUAGAUUGUCCUACUACAUGCCCAUUUCCGAAGCUCCAUGUUCUUGAUCUUUCUCACAACAUGUGUUCUGGAAAGUUGACUUCAGAAACAGUAAGAAAUUGGAAAUCUAUGAUGGCUUCUAGCAAUAGGAAAUUACAAAAUGAGGAAUGGACUCUUUACUAUGCUGGAAAAGAUUGGUUUUCUCGCAUUAUUUAUCCGUUCUCGAUGUCUAACAAAGGGGUUGUCAUGGAUUAUACAUCAGCUUUACAACAAUUUUAUUCCAGGGUAGCAAGCGACAUUUCAUGUAACAGAAUUUCUGUAGAAAUUCCAGUUGCCAUGGGAGAGUUGAAGAGUCUUGUUUUGCUUAACUUGUCCAACAAUAUGUUCAUUCGAGACAUUCCAUCUUCUCUAGGAAAUCUUUCCAAUCUUGAAGCAUUAGACCUUUCUCUCAAUAACUUGUCAGGGAAGAUUCCUCCAGAGUUAACAGAGCUCACUUUGUUUUUUAAUGAAACUGAACAGUUUUCCACGUUUGGAGUUAACUCAUUUGAAGGAAACAUGGCUUUGUGUGGAAUUCAACUGAUGAAGAAAUGUGACGAUCGUACUAGACAUCAACCACCUGAAUCUAAUGGCGAUCAACAUUACUCUGGCUCAAACUCUUUUGUGGAAUUUGACUGGAAAAUAAUUUUCAUCGGUUAUGUGGGAGGACUUGUUGUUGGACUGGCAUUGGGAAGUGAUUUUUGUUCAGAUAUUCUCAGAUUUUUUUUUUUUGGUGACAGAUAUUCUCAGAUGGACUAA
Messenger RNA from Arachis ipaensis, 906 nucleotides. The record is from RefSeq and is a predicted model, not a curated record. NCBI's taxonomy places the organism in Eukaryota, Viridiplantae, Streptophyta, Magnoliopsida, Fabales, Fabaceae.